AUGGGGGUCAAGAAUCGUAAGAAGAAGACCAAGGGGUCAAGUGAUCAUGACGAGACUGACAAUAAGCCUAAGCAUAGGCACUUGCGUCAGCAGGGGAAGAAGAGUGGCAAAACAUGGAAAGAGUCUCGGAGAAUGGUGUUUACGCUUGGUGCUAUAUUAGGCUUGCUGAUAGCGCUGUACUUAGGAUCGUAUGUGGCUAGUCCUAAUACCGUUCUAUUCGACAACCUGGUAAACUUUGAAUCGUUUCAAGAUUACAUGGAAGAUUGGAAAGAGGUAAUACCUCAAAGUGUCUCGUCUUUGAUCAACGAUUUCCAGCAACGUAAUCUUCCCACGACUUCGCCAAAAGAUCUCACAGAAAGUUUUGCAGUGGGUAAAGAACUGCAUAAGGAGCUUGAUCUGUCGCAUACACAUCCAGUCAUCAUGGUACCCGGUGUCAUUUCAACAGGAAUUGAAAGCUGGGGACUUUAUGGAGAUGACGAAUGCCCUAGCGAAGCCCACUUUCGCAAAAGACUUUGGGGUUCUUUUUACAUGUUAAAAACGAUGGUUUUAGACAAGGCAUGUUGGCUGAAACAUGUCAUGCUGGACCCAGAAACAGGUCUAGAUCCUGCAAACUUUACAUUGCGAGCUGCUCAAGGAUUUGAAGCUGCUGAUUUCUUCAUGGCUGGGUACUGGAUUUGGAACAAAGUUCUGCAAAACCUUGGGGCUAUUGGUUAUGAGCCCAAUAAAAUGAGCACUGCCGCCUACGACUGGAGGCUUGCAUAUCUUGACUUAGAGCGAAGAGAUUCGUAUUUUUCAAAGUUGAAGCAGCAAAUCGAACUCAGCUAUGCGCUUACGGGUGAGAAAACGGUGCUAACUGGUCAUUCCAUGGGGUCUCAAAUCAUUUUCUAUUUCUUGAAGUGGGUUGAGGCAGAGGGACCAUUAUACGGUAACGGUGGUCGUGGAUGGGUGAAUAAGCAUAUAGAUUCCUUUAUUAACGUGGCAGGAACGUUGCUAGGCGCACCCAAGGCAGUCCCAGCCUUAAUUAGUGGAGAGAUGAAGGAUACCAUUCAAUUGAAUGCGUUAGCUAUGUACGGCUUGGAAAAGUUCUUUAGCAGAAAGGAGAGGCUCGACAUGAUACAAACAUGGGGCGGUGUACCAUCUAUGGUACCCAAAGGUGGUGAUCUCAUCUGGGGUAAUCUUUUUACUUCCCUUGAAGAUGAACUUCACAAUAACACCGACACUUACGGAAAGUUCAUCAGAUUUGAACGUGCUUCAACCACCAAAUAUUCUGAACGUAAUCUCACCAUGACUGAUUCGAUUGAUUUAGUGCUAGAACUUGCCCCUACAUGGCUUCGUGAUCGUGUCAAGGAUCAAUACUCUUUUGGUUAUGCGACAACAGAGGCCGAAAUGAGGGCCAACGAAAAACAUCAUAGCCAUUGGACGAAUCCAUUGGAAGUUCCUCUACCCGAUGCUCCAGAUCUAAAAGUAUAUUGUUUUUACGGUGUGGGAAAUCCCACAGAGAGAGCUUACGUAUACAAGGAGGAGCUCGAGCACCCGGAUUUAAAUAUUACGAUUGAUUAUGAGAGCGAGAACCCUGUAUUCUUCACGGAUGGAGAUGGCACCGUCCCGAUCGUUACCCAUGCCAUGUGCCAAAAAUGGGCCCAGGGCAAAUCUGCAUACAAUCCAGGUGACUCCAAAGUCAAGAUUGUCGAAAUUAAGCAUCAACCAGACCGGUUUGAUAUCAGAGGUGGAGCAAAGAGUGCAGAACACGUUGACAUCCUAGGAAGUGCAGAAUUGAAUGAGUACAUCUUGAGAGUAGUAUCCGGAAAUGGAGACACUAUCGAACCUCGCGAAUUGACCAACAUGACGCGUUGGGUUCAAGAAAUGCCAUUUCCAAUGUAG
This is a messenger RNA of Lachancea fermentati, 1881 nucleotides long. NCBI's taxonomy places the organism in Eukaryota, Fungi, Ascomycota, Saccharomycetes, Saccharomycetales, Saccharomycetaceae. The record is from the annotation of a GenBank genome assembly.